Exophiala viscosa is the source of this 1656-nucleotide messenger RNA. RefSeq names its product amino acid permease/ SLC12A domain-containing protein. Gene Ontology annotation, cellular component: membrane. NCBI's taxonomy places the organism in Eukaryota, Fungi, Ascomycota, Eurotiomycetes, Chaetothyriales, Herpotrichiellaceae. The transcript has 6 exons. Gene Ontology annotation, biological process: amino acid transmembrane transport. Gene Ontology annotation, molecular function: amino acid transmembrane transporter activity. The coding region runs from base 1 to 1656 and encodes 551 amino acids. The record is from RefSeq and is a predicted model, not a curated record.
AUGGACUUCAUCACAAGGAAGCUUUCGGUGGCUCCGGAGGAGGAAAGGAAGACAGCAUCUGUGACUGCAACGGGUGAAGUGAUUGAGAUUCAGGACCAAACGCACCGCAAGCUCGGCAGUCGGCAAAUCUCCUUCAUCGCCAUCGGUGGCUCGAUUGGUACAGCCUUGUUCGUCAGCAUCGGCCUCGGUCUCUGGCGUGGAGGGGCUGCCAGUUUGCUCAUCGGGUUCCUGUACUACAGCACUGUUAUCGUAUGCGUCAACAACUGUCAGGCUGAGAUGACCGUCUUUUUCCCGGUCACAGCGCCGUUCCAACGUAUGGCGGGGAAAUGGGUCGACGAAGCCUUUGGUUUCGCCGUCGGCUGGAACUAUUUCAUCUAUGUGAUAUGUGCCCUCUACAUCGUCCUCGGAUUUUGGUGGGAUAACGUGCCCCUUGCGGCCGUCUGUGGGAUCUGCAUCGUCCUCUAUGCACUCAUCAACAUAUUCGCGGUCAAAUGGUACGGAGAGGCUGAAUUUUGGCUUUCGAUCGGAAAGAUCCUCUUGAUUUUCAUAGUGUACGGAUUCACGCUCGUCACGAUGUCUGGAGGGAAUCCGCAACAUGACGCUUAUGGGUUUUCACACUGGGAUGACCCGGCUCCCUUCAAGGAAUACAUACAUACCGGAGCCCUCGGCCGUUUUCAAGGCGUGCUGGCAGGCAUAUUCCUCGCUGGGGGCGUCAUCUGCGGGCCAGAAUUCAUUUGCAUGGUUGCGGGCGAGGCCAAAAACCCUCGAAAGGACAUGAGUUCCGCCUUCAAGACCAUGUAUUGGCGGUUCACCGUCUUCUUCCUUCUGGGGGCUCUCGCGGUCGGGAUUGUGCUUCCUGCCAACGACCCUAAUCUUGCUGCAAUCUGGGAUGGAUCGGGAGGGAAAAGUGGCGCAGGGUCAUCCCCAUAUGUAAUUGCCAUGAGCAACAUGCAUAUCCGUGGGUUGCCGCAUCUCUGCAACUUUCUCCUCUGCACCAGCAUCUUCUCUGCCGGGAACUCGUACGUCUAUUGCGCAACCCGCGCCUUGUACGGCCUGGCACUGAACGGACAAGCACCCAAAUUCUUCCGUCAGGUCACGAGACACGGCAUUCCGAUCUGGUGCUUCAUCGUUUCGAUCGCCUUAUCCUGCCUGUCGUUCUUGCAAGUCAGCAAUGGCAGUGGGGUGGUGCUGACCUGGCUGGUGAACAUCAUCACGGCGGCCCAGCAGCUUGACUACAUCUACAUGUGUAUCACCUACCUUCGGUUCAAACGCGCCCUAGAAGCACAAGGCAUCGACCGCAAGACGUUGCCAUACGUCGGGUGGCACACCACCUUCUGCGCUUGGUGGGGACUUGCCGGUUGCUCCUUCGUGGUCAUCAUGCAGGGCUAUCAGGUCUUCUACCCUUCUCUCUGGAGCGUGGGAAACUUCUUCACAUGGUACUGCAUGCUGAUCUUGGCUGUUGUCUUUUAUCCCGGGUGGAAGCUCAUCAAGAGAACGAAGACGGUCAAGCCGGGAGAGGCUGACCUGGUCUGGGAGAGACCCAUCAUCGACUCGUACGAGGCCACAUUGGUCGAUGAGAAGGUGCCGUUCUUCCGUGACGUUUGGCGCAUGGCGACUGGGGCUUUCUCCAAACAACAUGGGCCACCGGUGCCUUAG